UUCACCAAUAUUGUAAUAAAAGAUUUGAAUACCGACUUACUCUGAAGCGCACGUGCGAUGCACUCUCCCGCCCUUCCUCAGCUUUCCCGCUAUUUUCCCAGCAGCUCAGCUCUUUAACCCGAAGAAAGUAGUAACAUUUUCUAGCGGAAGUAAAAAAAUCCCAGUAGAUUUUCUGGCAUUUUCCUCCAAGGAACAACCCCUUUGUCCCCUUUCCUCAUGAACUGCCGCGAUGUUGCUCUGGUCUCAACGGCCACUAUCUUUGGGGCUUUAGCCUCUGCUUUUGCUUACUAUACAUUCUUCUCCAACCCUAGUAAACCGUCUUCUCGAAUCAAUUCGUCUGCAAACGGCGACGUUUCAAAGCAACGCUCUUCUCAGGAUCCUUUCGAUCCUUCAAAACGCAAAGGAUAUUUGUCGUGGGAUGAUUAUUUCAUGGCAAUUGCUUUUUUAUCCGCUAAGAGAUCCAAAGACCCAAACAGGCAGGUUGGUGCAUGCUUGGUGAGUCAAAAUGGUAUAAUACUUGGCAUUGGCUAUAAUGGGUUUCCAAGAGGUUGUUCUGAUGACCAGCUUCCUUGGGCAAAGAUGUCCAAAUCUGGGGAUCCAUUGGAGACAAAGUAUCCGUAUGUGUGUCAUGCUGAAGUCAAUGCUAUCUUGAAUACAAAUCAUGCAUCCGCAGCUGGCCAGAGGCUUUAUGUGACCAUGUUUCCUUGCAAUGAAUGUGCAAAGAUAAUCAUUCAGUCAGGUGUCUCAGAAGUCAUAUAUUUUAUAGAAAAAAGACUGAAUACAGACACAGCAUAUGUUGCUUCGCACAAGCUGCUAUCAAUGGCUGGUGUUGAGGUCAGAAAACAUCAGCCACAGAUGGACCAAAUUUUACUCAAGUUCAUGGAGCUGUAGUUUUAGAUUCGUGUCUCAGUUUUCAUCUUGACAAACAAGAUUGUCGCUUCUUUUUAUAUCUUGCCUCAGACGUUCGCUGUUGUAACUGUAACACACCGUAACAGUCACUAUUUAUGUCUUUCAGAUUCGAGAUGAUAAUUUAAUACAUAUGUAUCUCCAACAAGAA
Molecule: messenger RNA, 1057 nt
Organism: Gossypium arboreum
Lineage: Eukaryota; Viridiplantae; Streptophyta; Magnoliopsida; Malvales; Malvaceae
Exons: 9
Coding region: 217-891 (224 amino acids)
Molecular function (GO): hydrolase activity; zinc ion binding
Source: RefSeq, a predicted model, not a curated record